AUGCUGUCUAGACUGGUUAGUUCGUCACAUAUUAGUCUCGCAGCUAUUGUGCCGUCAGCGCAGGACGCGGAGGUGGUUACCAGUGGAGAGAACGACAAAGGUGCCCGCCCAACGGGAGCUGAGGAGAGGGGAAGUGUGGAAGGGACAGUGACAAUGGCGGCGAACGAGGGACGGGAAGGGGGAAACGGUAGAGAGCACGGCGAGGGAAUCGAUGGGGUGGGAGGAGGAGCUGAGAGAGAUAAUCUGAGGGCCAAGCGCAGGAAUAGACGAGCAGAGAAAAAAUCAAGAAAGGCGGAGGCAACUGAGUCAACGGAAUCAACGGAGUCAACUCCUAGGGGCGUGUCCGAGUGGCGCACGCGCCCGCUCGUCCCGCACGGUGCGUCCCAGUGGCCGCAGAUCCAAUCCCUUGCCGCCACGUCAGCAGGCGCCAGCCUGUCAAUCGACGCGAUCUUCGCCGCCCUCGGCCUCCCGCCACUCGCGGACGGCCAUCCGCAGCUGCCGGUGCGCGUUCGGCAGCACGUGAACCCCUUAAAGACGUCUCUAAUGGCGCCGCCGCCGCCCGUGGACUGGGCGGCAGUGUAUGAGGACCCGUCGCUUCCGCUGGUGGUGGACGUUGGGUCGGCAAGUGGGCGGCUGGUUUUGGCGCUUGCUGUGAGGGACUGGCGCUGGCGCGAGAGGCUGCGAGGGGGGGAGGAAAGAGGGCAGGAAGGAGAGGUGGGAGGAGGGGAGACACAAGGAGUGGAAGCAGAGGCAAAUGGGGGGUUGGAACGAUCGUCCACAUCAGUACACCCAUCACCAGCAGCUGCACCGUCUCCGUCGUUCCUCCCCUCCCCGCCGCUCAACUUCCUGGGCUUUGAGAUCCGCGACAAGCUUGUGCAGCGCGCCGACACGUGGCGCCGCCAGCUGGCGCUGCGCAACGCGCACUUCGUCGUCGCCAACGCCACGUCAGCACUCGAAUCCGUGCUGGCAACCUACCCGGGACCACUCGUGGCCGUUUCCAUUCUCUGCCCUGACCCACACUUUAAGAAUAAGCACAGGAAGCGGCGGGUGGUGCAGCGGGGAUUGGUCGAGGCGAUUGGGCGGGUGUUGGUGCCAGGUGGACACGUGUUUGUGGAGUCUGACGUGGAAGAGGUGGCUGCUGACAUGUACUGGCAGUUUGCUGAUUACAGGAGGGGAGGAGGGGAGGGGGGUGGUACGAUCUUGGAGGGUGGGGAUGACAGUGGGAGAGGUGAGGUUGGGAGGGAGGAGAGUGAGGGUGAGAGUGAGAGUGAGGGAGUGGGGAAUGCGACCGAGGAGUGUGAGAGUGCGGGAGUGCGGAGUGUGAACGACAGUGAAUGUGUGCCAAGGUUUAUUCCAAGCAACUUUGUUGCGGCAGGAGGUGUGAGUUGGGAGGAAGGAGAGGGGAGUGUGUGGCAGGAGUUGGCAAGUGGAGAGAGGGCAGAAGAGGGGAACGCAGGGGAGGGGGUUGCAGGGGAGGGGAGUGCAGGGGAGGGGGUUGCAGGGGAGGGGAGUGCAGAGGAGGGCAGAGUAGGGGCGGGAGUAAGGUGGCUGGAUUACAACCCCCUGGGAAUGCCGAGUGAGAGGGAGGUGGUGGUGCUGCUGCAGGGCUCACCCAUGUAUCCCCGGCCCCUCCCCCUGCCCGUCGCGUCGCCCCCCCCUCCCCUUCCCCUGCCCGUCGCGUCGCCUCCUCUCCCCCUGCCCGUCGCGUCACCUCCCCUCCUCCUGCCCGUCGCGUUCGCCUCCCCUUCCCCUGCCCGUCGCGUCGCCUCCCUUCCCCCUGCCCGUCGCGUCGCCUCCCCUCCUCCUGCCCGUCGCGUUCGCCCCCCCUUCCCCUGCCCGUCGCGUCGCCUCCCCUCCUCCUGCCCGUCGGGUUCGCCUCCCCUUCCCCUACCCGUCGCGUCGCCUCCCUUUCCCCUGCCCGUCGCGUCGCCCUCCCAUCCCCGCCCCUGUCCUACCGUCGCGCCCUCCUCCCCGCCCCUUCUCACCGUCGCGCCCUCCUCCCCACCCCUUCCUACCGUCACGCACCCUCCUCCCCGCCCUCUCCUAACGUCGUGCGCCCUCCCCCCGAGCCCACCGUGCCCUCGCCCUCACCUAGGCUCGCGCCUCCGCGUUAGCCCGUUCCCACCCGCGAUUGGCACGAGCCCGAACCCCACUACCGCCCUGCGCGCGGGGCCCUAG
Molecule: messenger RNA, 2178 nt
Organism: Closterium sp. Naga37s-1
Lineage: Eukaryota; Viridiplantae; Streptophyta; Zygnematophyceae; Desmidiales; Closteriaceae
Source: the annotation of a GenBank genome assembly